Messenger RNA from Neolamprologus brichardi, 6170 nucleotides. RefSeq names its product stereocilin 1 (gene strc1). NCBI's taxonomy places the organism in Eukaryota, Metazoa, Chordata, Actinopteri, Cichliformes, Cichlidae. The record is from RefSeq and is a predicted model, not a curated record. Gene Ontology annotation, biological process: cell-matrix adhesion. Gene Ontology annotation, cellular component: cell surface.
AUGCAAAGAACCACAAACCAGACUCCUGGUGAGGGCACCAAGUUAGAAGAAGAUAUCCAAAAAGUUAUUGAUCAAAUCCACUCUCUAUCUAAUGGAGAUACACGCAGCUUCAGCUCCUCUACCACCAGAGCCGGUUUUGACUUAAACACAUAUUAUGGUGCCCUGAUGAACUUGUACAAUAUUUUUCAGCCACUGCUGAGAGAAAACUUCUUAGAUGAUCUUCCCAAAAUAACAAUUUGCAUUCUGUCCGGGAGAGAGGACUGUGGACUGGAGGCAGAGCUGACAAAGACGGUGUCUCUGGAGUUAGCGAAACCACUGCUGACUUUUUUGACAACUCUGAGGUCGCAGACAUGCCCUUCACUGACCACCGAUGAAGAGUCAGGCAGCUUCUUCAGGACCUACCUCAGGAUGGGGGAUUCAGCAGCGUUAAGUGGUUUCCAAGAAACAUUUAUAAAUAUACUGUCGAGUCUCUCUCUCUCUAAAAACUUAAUAAAUGUGUUAGGUGGACUCAUAGAUGCAACAAUAACAUACACCUUAAGGUUUGUGGCAUUAUUUAUCCAAGUACCAAUGGACUACACCAGAAUAGUUUUACAGUUUGGAAUAAAAGUCCCAGUUUUAGAUGAAAAGGAGACCUGUCAACAAGGAGACCUCCAGCAGCUCAUUAUGUGGGGAAUUAAGAACAAUGUGAGCUGGUCUUUGAGUACAUCACUGAUCGAUAUCCUCCUGGACAUCUUCCUCCCUCAAGAUCAGUCAGCAUUCAUGCAUCCAGGACCUGAAUGUCAGACUCCUCCCAGUGCUCCCUCCCAACGCAGCAUUUCAUAUGCUGAAAACAGCACUAUGAAUUAUUAUGACAACCUAUGUAAUAGCUACAAUCUGGCCACCAUCAACGACACAAUGUGUGCUGAGAUCCUCUCAAAUUCAGGAGUAGAGUCUUCCACGCCUGUGGUCACGUUUUGCGAGGCUCUAAGCUCCCUCAGCUCCAACCAAAUGAAGAAUGUGUGGAGCAACAUGUGUUAUGUUAUUCAAACACUGGCUUCUCCUCUUGUUAGCAGGUCAUCUGACUGCAGUUUUGACAACGCAGGGCCGGCCCCUGCCGCCACCCCUCUCACUAAACCUCGUCGAGUUGCCAGGGAAGCCUCCAACCUCAGACAACUUGCAUGCAACUAUAACGACUGGUUGCAAAAUAAUGUGGACCCUGUCCUUGUGUCACUGUGCAGUGACAAUGAACGUGUGGAGUUUGUGAAGCAGGUCUGUAGCAAUGCUGUAUUGAUGCGGAAGCUGCUAUCUGACAAGAUGAACAGCUGGUUGUAUGGAUACUGCGCUAACUCCUCUGCAGACCCCGGCUACAUGGUCAGUGAGUUCUGCCGGUAUGACCAGUGGCUUAACAAGUUCACAAACAUGGUGGAUACCUCCCUGCUGGCGUUCUGCAUGAGCCUCGACAGUGUCAGACUGACCAACCUCAUCUGUGAGAACACUGGCUUCUUUAUGUUUAUAAUGUCUAACCCUGAACAUUUUCAGUUCAUGCCUAACUGCACAAACGUACCUCCUCCACUGCCAAUCCCUGGCUUGGAUAUGCAGUUAGAUUUUUGUCACUACUCUGAGUGGCAUGAGAUGAAUAUUACCAAUGAUCUUUUGACAAUGUGCAUUCUCUUCGACCAGAGCACUUUCACUAAAAAGGUUUGCUCUAAUGCAACAUUUUUGGAUAAACUUCUUCUUAGCACAGAAAAUACCUGGCUUGAGGAACACUGCCGCACCUCUCUUAGCUUUCCACACCCCGAGCCUACAGAGGCCUUCAACAUUGGAAUGUGGUGUGACUACAAUACGUGGGGAGAACGACAGGUGGACGAUUCUGUGAUCGGACUUUGUUGGCAGAAUGAUCAGAGUGCUUUUCAGAAGAGUGUCUGCUGCAAACAGUCUGUGUUGGAAAAGCUGCUGCAAAAUCCUCUGAACAAAUGGCUUACAUCAGUCUGCACAGACAUGGAGGAAAUAACCGUGCCACCUCAGGUGUGCAAGUACUCUGACUGGACCCGUCCCAUCAUUGUGGACAUGACUGAGGUGGCUCUCUGUGCUGAGAUGGACCAACUUAACUUUACCUCCAAAGUCUGUGCCAAUAAUACAGUCCUACAAAACCUGUUGGCCAAUCAGGACAACACCUGGCUAAUACAGCACUGUGCCAACAACUCAAAAGACCCAGGGACAUCUUCUAAUAAAAGUGUGGAAGGCGAGACUAAACAGUGUCAGUACUCCAGCUGGAUCACAUCUCCACCAGAUGCUACACUCCUGGCUCUAUGCUGGGAGAAUGAUCAGACCAAUUUUUUCUUAUCCAUUUGCCCUAAUGACAGUCUUCUCCUGUCUCUGUCCCGUGAGCCAUGGAGCCAGUGGGUGAACAGGAUGUGUACCACCUACACCACCUAUACCAAUGCCACCACCACCAAAAACAAUAGCAACAACAACACUAGCACCACUAAGGACCCUAAUUUUUGCCUAGCAAGAAAUCUGGUGAAGGAGUUCAACUGGAGCUGCCCUACCAUCUUCGCUUCAGCCUGUCAGCCGUGUGCCACUCAGAAUAUGGUCCUGCAGACAGUAGUGCGCUGUUGGGUGGACAGCGUGCGGUCCAAGAUGGUGGAUCUGCUGACUCCACCUGUGGCUAGAGCAUUGGAGCAAGCAGUCAGCACCACUGUGGUUGUCCUGCUAUCCCUCGAGGAAGUUCAGAUCACCCAGUGGCAUGUCACCGAGACAAUACGACCAAGUGUGCUAAAAUCUGUGAUCAACUAUUUCAAGUUGGAGGACAACUCUGACAACAAGAGAGUCUUGCUACAAUGUUUUGGGACGGUGCUAAGCAGCCUGCUGCAGACGGGAAGAAACCUGCAGAACACUGACGAAAUGCUUCUCAUUAAGGCGUACUUCAAUUUAUCGCCGAGCAGCCUGAGGCCAGUGCUCAAAGAAGCUCACAAUCAUACCAUCAGACUCAUCCUUCAGUACUACGCCAGUGUCAAAGACACACUGCAGUUGCCCAAUGAGUACCUGUCCGCCAUGGUGUCAGAGAUACUGCAGACUCACCUGGUAAAAGAUGUUACUCUUUUCCCUGAGCUCGCUCCAAUGCUGACUAAAGCCAGCCCAGCUGACAUCCAAGCUUUGCCUCCCUGGCAGAGCAACAUCAAAGUUCGGGACAAAAUUAAUGACAUCUUAAAGAGCAUGACCCCGGACCAGCAGCAGGCCUUUGGAUUGUGGUACAGCAAAGCAUUGUCCCCCUCCAGCAUCACCAGAGGUCAACAGUCGCUCAUCAAGGACACAGGAAACCUGAUCGCCUACCUGCCCUUCCAGAACUUCCAACACCUCUCAGCUGCUCAGCUGCUUGAUGGGCUGGAUGUGUUGCAGAGAAACACCCUCACUCCACUAAAGCAGGAAUUCGUAGCACGCAACCUCAUCAGCACCUACAGGAACCUGACAGCUCAGGACUUUUCCAGGCUGGGUAGUAUCGCAUGCCUGGCAGACCCAGCUGAUCUCGAUGUUUAUAAAGGCACCGAGGCUUUCAGUGUGAUUCGGGAGAGUAUUAUGAGCUGCACACGUAAAGGACUCCGUUUGCCAAGUGACCUGGUUUUCAAUAUUUUACUGAACACCACCGAGCUGCAGGUCCCGUCUGUGGUCCCUGCUGAGCGCCUGGCAGAGAUCGCGCUCCUCCUGCCCUCGCUGGGCGUGACUUUCCUGCAGGGUCUCUCUACGUCUCAGCUGCUUUCUGUCCUCCCCACCCUGAACUCUAUUCCAUUCAGUCCUGCACAGGCAGCUGUAAUAGUAGACAAGCUGUCUUCAGUCAAUGGAUUUAUCCCAGACCGGCUGGGGGAGCUCGGCUCUCUCAUUGUAGGAGUGAAGACAGAGAGCUUGCUGACGCUUACAUCUGAUGAACUGCUCUCAACCCUUGUUGCUAUUUCACAACACACACAAGGUCUCUGUCUGCUUGAUAGAAAAGGCCUCCUCCUCCCUCCACAAGCCAAUGCUAUAGCCACCAAACUCUGGGGCUUCCCGGAGGUGGUCACCUGGUUGAACGAUGUAGCUCCUUUGCUCGGCUGCACACCCCUAAUCAGUGUUCUUCCGAGGAAACGUCUACUUGUGAACAGCCUCUCCAAUACAUCUACAAAACCCUGGAACACGCAGCAGGCUAAAGGAAUUUUCAGAGAGGUUCUUGAUACUAAUCCAAAUCUGAUCAAACAACAUUUCUUGAGUCUGGGAACGCUGGGGCAGGGUGUGAGCUGUGCUGUCUUAAGAGAUCGUUUUCAGGCAAAUCCGUCUCGUUCUUCAGUGAGAAGCAUCCUGGCCUUGCUCAGGCAGCAGCCUGGUCUUCUUCACACCUCACUGAAAAACUGUAUAAUCGAGGUGCUCUAUCAGUUUGAGUUCUUCUUUGAACUGCUUGAAGAUCUUGGAAGUGAAAUUGCACUUUCAAUGCCGGUGAGUGCCAUAAAAAGGUUUUCCACAGAUAUGAUGAACAGUCUCAGGAGGAUGAUUAUAGCAGGACCGCAUCACUUUCUCCUGCUGUCCCGAACAAAGCAGCUGCUGCUGGUGGAUAAAAUGGCGCAGAGGUUGGACAUGUAUACAGGCGUGUUCACGGAGGAGGAGUUCCGUUUGCUUGGCAUCAUGGCACCGUUUGUGGUAGAUGAGGUUUUUAUUCAGGUGGACCGCAGGUUCUUCGUUCAAAAUCUGGAUUUCCUCCAUGGGCUCUGCUACAGCAGCACCAAGAUGGAAAUCGUGGCUCGUAUUCUCCAAGAGCCUGCUGCCUUUGGCCCAGUGGAGAACUGGGACCAGACAACACUCAGUCAGGUGGACCGCUUUCUCUUCUUCCUGCCUCAAGACAAACUGCAGCAGAUUUCCCUGGCAUUGAUGACUCUGGAGCGAAUAGAGAAGCUGUUCAUGAGCCACCAUCAGUGGGAACGUGGGGACAUCGGGAUGCUGUGUUCAGAUGAGACUGAGAGGAAGACCAUAUUUGAAAGGCAGCAGUUUGUUCUGCAGUUUUUCCUGGGCUUCCUUAAACUAAAUUCUCAGUCAUUGACUCCAGUGGUUCCUACUUGUGAGAUUCUGCAUACAACAGCCCCCUCCGUUUGGCUCUCCAGCAGUUUGACUAGCAUGCCUUCAUCUGCCUUCUCCAACUGUCUGGAGCUGAUGGGUCACGACGCGUUUCUUGCAUCCUACCAACGCACUGAAGUGCUCAGGAGAGUCAAGCAGAUAUAUGGCCCAGUCUCAUCCUUCUCCCAGGCUUUGAUCUCUCAGCUCGGUGUAAUAGCGACACAGCUAUCAUUAGACGAGCUGAAUGCCAUUCGACUGACUGAGCGGAGAAGCAUCGCUGCUCUGGGCACAGUCAGUGACUGGAAUAGCAGACAGCUGGCCACACUGUUUUCCACCGUGUUAAACUCCACCAAGCAGAAUCCGAGCCAGCUUGACUCCAGCACUCUGGUGGCAAUGGGAUACAUUGUGUGUGGCGCUAAAGCCACAGAGCUGAGGUCUUUCAAUCCUAUAGAGCUCAGUAAGGCGCUUCUCAGGCUGGGUCGGCUGAGGCUGUCUUGCUCAGAGGAGCAGCUGCAAGCUCUUGUUGAACUGCUAACCCACAGCCUCGCUUUUGGACUCAUGAGUUCCUGGGGCACCGAUGUGUUCAUUGAGAUCGGAGUCCUGGCAGUGGGUAUCCCAGACAUGGCCAUGUCAGCGCUGGUAAAAGAGCAAAUUGAGGGAAUCGCACCUUUGGCUAUCUCAAUGAUGGCACCAAAAAAGUUUGCUGUGGUAUUCUCCCAGGAAAAGAUCGCCAUGUUCUCCUACGAGCAGGCUGUUGCAGUAACUGAUAACCAGCGCUCUGUUCUGUCAGACCUCCAGAAAACAGCUCUAGCUAUGGUGCUGACACCGUGGGACAAUAAGCUUGUAGACUUCAGAGGGAGGUCACUGGGCUUGGCGUUGAGCCACAGCCCCCUGUGUCUCUUAUUGGGACUGCUGAUGCUGCUGACCGUCCUGCUCUGCCCUGACACAUGACCUCGUUCACCCCAGCCGAAUCAGGAGAUCCCCUCAUCCACAUGAUGAUUGUCUGUCUGAGCAAUGCUGUAUUUCUUUGAAAUAAACAGCAUUUAAAGCUUUCCGUACUCUUUUUAGCAACACUGUAAUUGAUCUUGCAUAACUAUUACUUUACCAUCAACAUU